CUUACAUACCCCGCAUGUCCCCAUUGCCUUUCUCUCGCAGCAUCUAUCAUACUAUUUAUGCGAACGAAACAACAAUAUGGAGAGAAAUCAACCCAUAAGCACAGAUGUCACAACCUCAAGAGUCACCUCCCGCAGGAACCAACUGCUUUUCACAAAGCUGCUAGACUCAAUAAGCGCGGCUACACCACUCCAGAUACUGCCAUCGAAGAUAAAGGGAGCUGGUACUGGCUUGUUCACCACGAAAGAUGUAGAAAAUGGGGAAGAGAUCUUUCGGUCGUGUCCAGUGGUCAAUUGUGUUAUGGAUGGAAUGCAGAAACUUGUAUGUGACAACUGCUACGCUUACCAAGAUAGCAAAGUCAUCCCAAGCGGCCGCUUCCGUAAAGCUGGGGAGCCCAAGCUGGAGAUGAAGGCCUGCAAGGGGUGCAGCGUCUGCUACUACUGUUCCAAGACUUGCCAAAGGAAAGCUUGGAAACGAUAUCACAAACAUGAGUGCACGAUUUUCUCCGAAACGCCGAAUAUGCCCGCCCGUACUCGAGCGCUGUAUCGACUCCUGAACAUGGACAAACUUCAGCUUCUAUCACGUGAAACAUGGUCUGGGCUGUACGGGUUGCAACCUCAUAUUAAAGAGCAUCUUACCAGCACAAAUUGUGUGGCAAUCCUCGGCGCUCGAAAGUCGGCUAGGGAUCGUACAGGCACUGAUCGCACGUCCGAUGAGGUUCUCACCUUGUACUGCACCGUACUUACCAAUUGCCUCAGCAUCUACCAAGCAGAAGGCAAGAUGCUUGGGACAAGUCUAGACAUCAUCACGUCACUGGUGAAUCAUUCCUGCGACCCUAACGCAUUUGUUGUGUUCGAAGGAAAUUCGCUUUGCGUUCGUUCUAUGCGAAAGCUAUCAGCCGGCGAAGAGAUUACCCAAUGCUAUACAGACGUGGACACGAAUGUCUUACUAAGACAGGAAAUGUUGAAAUCAGAAUACUUCUUCGACUGUUGCUGCGAAAGGUGUGAGAAGCAGAUGAAAACACAAGAGCAGAGAUUUCCAGGCAUGAUCGAACAAAUUCAGCAAAGUCAACAGCAGCUGAUAGAUCUUACAAACGAGGCAGUUCACCUCAAUGACAUCAGUAGUCUCGAGAUCGAGGCCCAAGACAUUGCGAAACAUGUUUUUCCUGGCGGGCAUUGGCCAAGGGAUCUACAACCGUGGCCUGCAAUGCGCAUCCUCUUUGCACAGGAGCUCAGGGCGCGUGGACGCUUGAUGGAAGCUAUGAAGCAAGGCAUCAUUGGUUACUUGUUUUUCGAACCGCGCACAGGAGACACCUGGAUCCGGCAUUUGCUCGACCUCACGCAGUUUAUCUCCAGGGUUCUCGUGGGAUCUGACUGGAAAACGCCCCGUGGAGGGCCCGGAUUUCUCACUGAAUCGCAAUUAUGGGAUGUUCUCCACGGCUAUCUGCAUGAGCUCUCUCUUUGUGCAAUCAAGACGUUCGGGGCCAGGUCAGAGUAUGCACAAGCGAUUCAAGCCUGGUAUUCCGACUGUAUGAAGUGUGCCGACGCGCCGCUUCCUGGAACCCGUGCCUUUGCACAAAAGUUCGAGACGACGCAAUCAAGAUUGCUUCUGUGGGCUGGGGUAGAUGAAGGCAGGGGCAUAGCGCUAGGCUGACAAAGUAAGAGCACAAGAAAACACGCUUGAGUAAGGGUGUCGAAAAGCGAGGUAGUGAGCUGCACAUUUUGCCUGUCAGAUUGAACAAUUAUGCCUACGAUUUUCUAAUGUAACAA
Messenger RNA from Boeremia exigua, 1767 nucleotides. RefSeq lists its product as uncharacterized. Gene Ontology annotation, molecular function: protein binding. Gene Ontology annotation, cellular component: nucleus. The coding region runs from base 77 to 1651 and encodes 524 amino acids. The transcript has 4 exons. Lineage: Eukaryota; Fungi; Ascomycota; Dothideomycetes; Pleosporales; Didymellaceae. The record is from RefSeq and is a predicted model, not a curated record.